Notolabrus celidotus (New Zealand spotty) is the source of this 2729-nucleotide messenger RNA. Its product is annotated as mucin-5AC-like. NCBI's taxonomy places the organism in Eukaryota, Metazoa, Chordata, Actinopteri, Labriformes, Labridae. The transcript has 18 exons. Gene Ontology annotation, cellular component: extracellular matrix. The record is from RefSeq and is a predicted model, not a curated record. The coding region runs from base 484 to 2595 and encodes 703 amino acids. Gene Ontology annotation, molecular function: protein binding.
AAAAGUGCUUUACGAAUGAAGUCUGAUUGAUUGAGUGUAAUGAUCAAUGCCUCCAAGUGUGUGUACGUGAAAAGCUGUACAACGAGGAAUUAUCAAAGUUGAAUAAAACACAAUUAUGGGACUGUCCGGCCCUCCAGCUCUGCUUAGUGGCAGUCUCUCCCUUCCCCCCUCGUUUCCCUUUUUUCCUUUUUUCCCCAGGUGAGCUUGAGUGAGGUGUUUGUAUGCAGACAGGUGCAGGCGAUUGGCAAUCACCAGUGUGGUCCACCAGAAAGUCAUCUGCUCUGCCAUAAAAGCCUGACUUCAGCCACAACUCGGAGCUGGACCGUUGUUUAACACAGUAAUGCUCACAUCGAUCAUGUGUGCUCAACUUGGGGAGACUAUAACUGGAAGAACUUUGAUGGAGAAUUCUUCAGGCUACCAUCCAGCUGUAACCAUGUGCUGGCCUCACAGUGCAAAGAACCAUAUGAGAGUUUCAACAUCCAAAUGAGACACACAACAAUCAACGGCAUCCCUACCAUCGGCAAAAUAAUCAUGAAGCUGGAUGGUGUUGUUGUGAAGAUGUGCAACAGUUCUGUGGAAGUUGAUGACCAAUCGGUGAAUCUGCCAUAUACCAGAUACGGUGUGGAUAUCACAAAGACCACUUCUGGUAUCUUUGUCAACUCCAAGUUGGGAAUCAAAGCAAUCUGGAACCUGGAUGACUCGCUGGAUAUCGAAAUGCCAGAAGUAUUAAUGACCCAGACUUGUGGACUCUGUGGAAACUUUGAUGGUAUAGCAAAUGAUUUCACAGACGAUGGGUCUCCAAUUUCUGUGACAGACUUUGCUGAGAUGUACAAGGUGAACAGUCCAUGGGAGAGCUGUGAGGAGCCUGAACCAGCCCCAGACCAGAUUUGUGGGAAGAAUGAAUAUUGUAAGAGUAUCUUCACCAGUGCUCCUUUCAGCAGCUGCCAAGACCUUUUGGAUAUGGAAGCCUUCAUCAAAGUCUGUAUGGCUGAUAAGUGCUACAGUGGCGAAGACACAGACUCCAUGCUCUGCAAAACAGUCUCAGAAUUCUCCAGACAGUGCGUUCAUGCAGGCGGCAAGCCCGAGCAAUGGAGGAGUGAAUCUUUUUGCAACAAGACGUGUCCAUACAACAUGGUGUUUCAGGAGUGUAGCAGUUCAUGUCCUGACACCUGCUCCACACCUCAGGCCAGCAAAUUAUGUGAUAACCACUGCCAUGAUGGCUGCAGCUGCCCUGCUGGAACAAUCUUUGAUGACAUUGGUAAAAGCGGCUGUGUUGCGUUGGACCAGUGUCCAUGUCUGCACAACAAGAAAGUCUACUUGCCUGGAGAGUCAUAUUACCACAGCUGCAGAUCCUGUGUGUGUACACGUAGUCGGUGGAAGUGCUCAGAGGAUAACUGUUCAGGAACCUGCUCUGUGACGGGAGGAUCUCAUGUUGACACUUUUGAUGGAAAGAAAUAUGUCUUCCAUGGAGACUGCACAUAUGUUCUAGCAAAGCAAAGCACAGGCUCUUUAUUCUCUGUGCUGGUGGACCUUGAAAUGUGCGGUGUAUCUCAAAGUAAGACCUGCCUCAGAGCUGUAACUGUGGCCUUUGGCAGCAAUAUGGUGAUGAAAAUCCAUGCAUCUGGACAGAUUCAUGUGAACCAGAUUCGUUCUCAGCUUCCACUGUUUAAUUGUGAGAACAAGUGGGAGCUGGACAACCUUCAGGAACAACAGGAGGAGCUGGACAUCCUUCAGGAACAACAGUGGGAGCUGGAAAACCUUCAGGAACAACAGUGGGAGCUGGACAACCUUCAGGAACAACAGUGGGAGCUGGACAACCUUCUGGAACAACAGUGGGAGCUGGAAAACCUUCUGGAACAACAGUGGGAGCUGGACAACCUUCAGGAACAACAGUGGGAGCUGGACAACCUUCAGGAACAACAGUGGGAGCUGGAAAACCUUCAGGAACAACAACCACAUUUCCAGUGCACACCUAUUGUUUGCAACACAACUUGUGUUGAAGGUUUUGAAUACCAGGAUGUACCUCAUGAGUGUUGUGGGACGUGUGUCCAGAAGAGCUGCUUCCUCGUUGCACCUGAAAACAAAACACAUAUCAUAGAGGUCAACGAAACAUUUGUCCUUCCUGGUAACAAGUGUGUGCAGUAUACCUGCGCCAACAUCAACGGUCAGCUUAUUACUCAGGAGACCAAGACUGUCUGUCCUGCCUAUAAUCCAUUGGACUGUGAACCUGGUACAGAGACAACUGACUCUACUGGAUGCUGCAGAACCUGCAAGCUGCGCAGUGUGUGUGAGAUCCUGAGUAAGCAGGAGGUCAUCAAGGUGAAUGACUGUGUGAGCAAGAACCCGGUCAACAUGACGUACUGUGCUGGUCACUGUGGAAGCACGUCUAUGUAUUCUGCUGCUGCCAACACGAUGAUGCACCUGUGUGAGUGUUGCCAAGAAGACACCACCAGUGAGGGUACGAUGGAGCUUCAAUGCGGAGAUGGCUCCAAGAUUCCUCACAAGUACACCAUAGUGGAAAGCUGUCAGUGCAUCAGGACAGAGUGUGUCGGGGGAACAACACAUGUUCCACUGAAGCGCCGCAGGAGACGCUAAUCGCCAUCAGACUGAGACCUUUAAGACAUGGAGCAAGACCUUCCAAUUCUUGUAGGGCUUCAUUACUUGACACCAAAUUCAGCGUCACUUCUGUGAUGUAAACUCAAUAAAAUUAGAUAUCUACAGCAUGAAAA